Molecule: messenger RNA, 967 nt
Organism: Phalaenopsis equestris
Lineage: Eukaryota; Viridiplantae; Streptophyta; Magnoliopsida; Asparagales; Orchidaceae
Product: ubiquitin-conjugating enzyme E2 7
Exons: 6
Coding region: 249-755 (168 amino acids)
Biological process (GO): ubiquitin-dependent protein catabolic process; protein polyubiquitination
Molecular function (GO): ubiquitin conjugating enzyme activity
Source: RefSeq, a predicted model, not a curated record
CUGUAAAAUGUGACGAACUUAUUAUAUGUGCCGUAACCGGAAAACAGCAAUUUCUCCUUGUCUUUCCGUCGUCCACCGGAGUCUACAGCCCAUCAUAUAAAUAAAACCUGACCGCAGGCUGGGCAUCGAAGGCUGCUCCGCUUCUACUUCGUUGCCUUGCCUGCAAGCAGAGCCACCCAACUGCCUCCUUUCAUCCUCUGCUUCCUCUAACACUCUGUUGCGGUUUACCCAUUUCUUGAUCGUCGUUAAUGGCAGCGGCAAGCCAAGCAAGUCUGCUCCUUCAGAAACAGCUGAAAGAUCUCAGCAAGAAUCCGGUGGACGGAUUCUCUGCCGGCCUUGUAGAUGAUUCUAAUAUCUUUGAAUGGAGCGUGACCAUCAUUGGGCCGCCGGACACGCUCUAUGAUGGUGGUUAUUUCAAUGCAAUUAUGAGCUUCCCAGCCAACUAUCCUAAUAGUCCUCCGACGGUAAGGUUUACAUCUGCGAUGUGGCACCCGAAUGUUUACCCUGAUGGCCGUGUUUGUAUAUCAAUUCUUCAUGCCCCUGGGGAUGAUCCUAAUGGUUAUGAACUUGCAAGCGAACGUUGGACACCAGUACACACGGUUGAGAGCAUAGUUCUGAGUAUUAUUUCGAUGCUUUCAAGCCCCAAUGACGAGUCCCCAGCAAAUGUUGAAGCGGCGAAGGAUUGGAGAGAAAGGAGGGACGAAUUCAAAAAGAAAGUUAGGUUCAUCGUGAGGCGGUCCCAGGAGAUGUUCUAGGCAAACACAGAACACGGCAGCUGUGUGUUUGAAUGGCGAGCCUGGACAGGAGUGUUCAGAAGAGUGCAAAAGAGAGAAUUGCUGGGUGGGUUUUCUUGGUUUCUUUGAUUGUUUAUCAUCUUCAUAUGAAGAAGAAAUGCUUUCUCUCUUACUCACUUUGAUUGUAGAGAAAUUACUCUGUAUUUCUAUAAAGGUUGAUGAGUUCUGCUGCA